AGAAAAAGAAAGAGAAAAGAAAGGGGGAAAUCCUCUCUUCUCCUACCAGCCCAGCCAGGCUGGGUGAGGCAUUUUCCUACCGUAUCAAAAUGGCCACAGCUGUGCACAAGUCUAUCAAAUGCCUGGGAGAGGAUUUCUACCGAGAAGCCAUUGAACACUGCCGUAGUUACAACGCCCGCCUGUGCGCCGAACGCAGCAUGCGACUGCCGUUCCUAGACUCGCAGACAGGGGUCGCUCAGAACAACUGCUACAUUUGGAUGGAGAAGACCCACCGGGGCCCAGGCCUGGCCCCUGGUCAGAUCUACACCUACCCAGCCCGCUGCUGGCGGAAGAGGCGGCGGCUGAACAUCCUGGAGGAUCCACGGCUGCGACCCUGUGAGUUCAAGAUUGAUUGUGAGCCCCCCCUGAAGAAGGAGGGCUCCCUCCCUGAAGGUCCAGUCCUGGAGGCCCUGCUCUGUGCGGAGACCGGAGACAAGAAACCAGAGCUGAAGGAGGAAGAGCUGGUUUUAGACUGCCCGAAAGCUCCUCUUGGGGAAUUCCUGCACGAUUUGGACCCUGAGGACUUGGAGGAGGAUGUACCCCGGCGAAAGAACAAGGCCAAGAGCAAGGCCUACGGGAUUGGAGGGCUGCGGAAGAGGCAGGAUGCCGCCUUGCUGGAGGACCGAGACAAACCUUAUGUUUGCGACAUCUGUGGGAAACGCUACAAGAAUCGCCCUGGACUAAGCUACCACUACACGCACACACACUUGGCGGAGGAGGAAGGCGAGGAGGGGCCAGAGCGGCACACUCUGCCCUUCCAUCGCAAGAACAACCACAAACAGUUUUACAAAGAGCUGAACUGGGUCCCAGAGAACCAGCGCAGGCACACAGCUAAGAAAGCUCCGGAUGGCACAGUCAUACCAAACGGUUAUUGUGAUUUCUGUCUAGGCGGCUCCAAGAAGACCGGCUGCCCAGAGGACUUAAUCUCCUGUGCCGAUUGUGGAAGGUCAGGGCACCCAUCCUGCCUGCAGUUCACAGUGAACAUGACAGCCGCCGUGCGGACAUACCGCUGGCAGUGCAUCGAGUGCAAAAGCUGCAGCCUCUGCGGCACCUCUGAAAAUGACGACCAGCUGCUCUUCUGUGAUGAUUGUGACCGCGGCUACCACAUGUACUGCCUGAGCCCCCCGAUGGCCGAGCCCCCUGAAGGUAGCUGGAGCUGCCACCUGUGCCUGCGGCACCUGAGAGAAAAGGCCUCUGCUUACAUCACCCUGACCUAGGCUGCAGCCCCCACCCGUCCCCACUUGGGCAGCCUCCAGACCUUGGCCCCUGGGGGGCAGAAUCAUGCUGCAGGUCGUGCACAGGAGCAAUGCCUGCCUCUCCAGGUGGGGCAGAACCCUCCAUCCAUGGUUAAGAGGAUCGAGGUCUGGCAUCCCAAAAUUUUGGUGGGGGCUCCUGCAGGGGGGACUGACUUCUGCCACCUCCUGGCCUCAAACUAGGCUACCACAAGGAGCCAAAGUCAACACAAAGCCAUAUGCCAGGGAGGGAACAGAGACCCAGCCCCUCUGCCCUGGCCCGAGGGGGGGCUCCCCCCCCCAACUGAUGCAUGUGAAAUUGUCUGCCUUUGCUUGCAAGACCGGAGCCUGGUUGCUCCCUGGAGGAUGGGCAUCCUGGCUGCGGAGUCUCCUCCUCCU
Messenger RNA from Candoia aspera, 1670 nucleotides. It is a transcript of the gene DPF1, whose product is annotated as double PHD fingers 1. The coding region runs from base 90 to 1256 and encodes 388 amino acids. Lineage: Eukaryota; Metazoa; Chordata; Lepidosauria; Squamata; Candoiidae. Gene Ontology annotation, biological process: positive regulation of transcription by RNA polymerase II. Gene Ontology annotation, molecular function: histone H3K4 methyltransferase activity; transcription coactivator activity; histone binding. Gene Ontology annotation, cellular component: MLL3/4 complex. The transcript has 12 exons. The record is from RefSeq and is a predicted model, not a curated record.